CAAAUGACGGCGAGGAAAAUGCAAUUGCCAGCGCAGCAAAAACGGGUGAACACGUUGGAAACCAGAAAUGUCCUUCAAGGAUGUGCGAGAUUUGGGGGAACACCUUAAGUUGCUGGGCUUUCCCCGUGUAUUUCCCCUGCAGUCCCUGGCCAGUCCGCACGGCAGCCUUGCCAGCUUUCACAUAGUCACCGAGCUGCUCCAAUGGCUGGCUGGUCUGAUGGAGCCGGGUGCCACCUUGCCCGGUGGCGUGGAGUCCGAGGAGCAGCGGGUUCUCCUCGUUCGCUCGGCAACGGAGUUCUUUGUGACCAAGGCGGCCAUACGUCUGAAUCCAAAGAAACUGUAUGCAGCCGCCGCGGUCACGGCAGCGGAACUACAGAAAGUAACGCGACUGCUGACAGCCCCAGUGCAAAACGAGGGGGAUCGCGACGAGGAGGACCAGCGGGAUCAGUACAGAAGCCUUAAUCCCGUCGAUAUUGGCGACAAGAUGGACGAACUGCGAAAGGCGCGAGAGCUGGCCGCAGACUUAACCCAGCGAGGCUCGACUAUCUACGAGCUGCUUUCGAAGGAACUGCUGAACAAGGAGACCCGGCUGUCCCAGGCCCAAAGACCCCUGGAGCUGCUCAGUGUGGAGAGAACCCUGAAGAACGCCAUCCAGGCCAGUCAAGUUCGCCUGCAGUCAAGCAAAGCCCAGCUGGAGGCAGCGAAGGUGGAGUCCAAUGCCCUGGGCUCCAAGUUGCAGCGCCGCCGAGCGGAGCUGGAAAGAACCCGCCAAAGACUGGAGGCACUGCAUCGCAUUCGGCCGGCCCACAUGGCCGAGUUCGAGGACUGUGAGAAGGAGCUGCAGCAGCUUUUCCAGCGCUUCUUCCUAAGGCUGCAUGUCCGCGAUGCCCUCAAGUCCCAACUGGAGCUGCGUACUAAGCGUGCCACGCCCAUCGCCUCGCCCGUGCUGCAGAAGCCCUCAGAGAGCUCCAUGCCCUUCAUUCCGGAGGGUCUCAUAGAGGACGACGACGACGACGACGAUCUAGACGACGAGGAGGAGGGCGACGAUGGCGGCGAGGCCGUCUCCGACCUGGACAUGGUGGUAAAUGGGAGGAGUGUUUUCGGCCUGGACUCUGAGAUACCCGAUAUACGGGACGAGGAUAAGCUGAUGCAGCAGAGCAGCGUGCCUUCGGCUCAGGGAAAACGUCCUGGUACUGCCACCUCCAGAAUAAGACCAACAACGGGUAGGAGCAGAAAAGGAGUAGCAAGGGGAGCAGCAGGACCCGAAGGAGGUGGCGAUGUCAGAGCCACCCGGGGAUCCAGAAGAAGUGGAGCGGCUGGAGGAGACGCAGGCGGGACCCACCGAAACGGCCGCCAUGGUCCCGGAAGCAGCAUGCUCAGUUCACGGGAGGAUGACAGCAGCUUCGGGAGCUCAGAGAGCGAACUCGAUGUCGGGGAGAUCAUGGGGAUGAGUGGGAUGAGCGGCAUCAGCGGGAUUAGUGGCAUGAGCAAUAUGGCCUUGGGCGGCGGCGACGACGAUUUCGAUCUCAACUCGAUAGAUGACAUCAGCAUUUCAAAGCUAACUGGAGAGCUGCCACUGCGACCGAAGACGGCCAACAAGGCGGAGCACCACAGCGACGAGGAUUUUUAGGGCUUACCUAUAAUUUUCUACCGUUUUUUAGACACUGCAACCGGAAAACCUGGUUGCUCCAAUAAAAUAUUUUCAACCAGUAAUGAGGAGUAUGUAUAACCAACGUUUUGCAGAGGGAUAACUUAUUUAUGACGUAGUGAUAUCAUAGUCCUUAAUGAUUAAACCCGCUACUCGUAGGGUAAGUGUCUUCGAAACUUCAAGAGCUUUGGGGUCGAAUUUGAGAACGAGAUUCCUUAUCAUUACUGGUCCCCAGACUUUAAGUGCUAUUGAGACAAUUACCAAAAAAAAGUAUUCAACUUGGCCUGGUCUGCUGGCGUCGUUUCAGUCGGAAAAACAAGAAACCCCCAAGGAUUUUACGGGGUAGCUCAAAAGAUCCGCUAGCGAAGACAAAUGAAGUAUUCCAACCGUGUGUUGGUGCUCAUCAGCUGAGGUUUUUCCCCAAUAAUGCACAUAAAAAUACAACUUUGGUGGAAAACUGUGGGAAUAAUUCGAGAAUCAAAUCAAAAUGUUUAUAUCUUUUACGGGUCAUGUAAGUCCUUCGAAACCGAAUUCCUAGAUUCCUUUGUACACCCCUC
Drosophila biarmipes is the source of this 2205-nucleotide messenger RNA. It is a transcript of the gene Cluap1, whose product is annotated as clusterin-associated protein 1. Gene Ontology annotation, biological process: cilium assembly. Gene Ontology annotation, cellular component: intraciliary transport particle B; cilium; centrosome. The record is from RefSeq and is a predicted model, not a curated record. Lineage: Eukaryota; Metazoa; Arthropoda; Insecta; Diptera; Drosophilidae. The transcript is spliced from 4 exons. Bases 68 to 1630 code for a protein of 520 amino acids.